GGCAAUCACUGCUGAAGGAGGCUGGUCCAGGAAAGGACACUGCUGAUAGGCAGACUCCAUAGGAUGAAGUUUGGUGUACAUCCUUCUGGCUGAGAGACAAUGAAUUACAGGCUAUCAAGAAAGCACCAUGGCUGACAGCAAGGCCAAGCCUGCCAAAGCUGCCAACAGGACACCACCCAAGUCCCCAGGAGACCCAGCCAAGGACAAGGCUGCUAAGAGGCUGUCACUGGAGUCAGAGGGUACAAAUGAGGGGGCAGCUGCAGCCCCUGAACUCAGUGCCCUGGAGGAGGCCUUCCGGCGGUUUGCCGUACAUGGGGACACCAGGGCAACAGGGAAGGAGAUGCACGGCAAGAACUGGUCGAAACUGUGCAAGGACUGCCACGUGAUCGAUGGGAAGAAUGUGACUGUCACUGAUGUGGACAUUGUCUUCAGCAAGAUCAAAGGGAAGUCCUGCAGGACCAUCACCUUUGAGCAGUUCCAGGAGGCACUGGAGGAGCUGGCUAAGAAGCGGUUCAAGGACAAGAGCAGCGAGGAGGCUGUGCGUGAGGUGCACCGGCUCAUUGAGGGACGAGCGCCCGUCAUCUCCGGUGUCACGAAAGCUGUGUCCUCACCUACGGUGUCACGGCUCACAGACACAACCAAGUUCACAGGCUCCCACAAAGAGCGCUUUGACCAAUCAGGAAAGGGCAAGGGCAAAGCUGGCCGUGUGGACCUGGUGGAUGAGUCAGGUUAUGUGCCUGGCUACAAGCAUGCAGGCACCUAUGACCAGAAGGUGCAGGGGGGCAAGUAGCCUGACAGGCCGAAGCUCUGGACACUGCAGGUGCCAGGCACAGGACUUACACCCAUUGCACUUCAUUACAUUCCUAUGUUCAACUGGGCAGAACUCAAAAUGCACCUCCACUAGGCAAUGGUAGGGGCAAUGCCCAGGCCUCCUCCUGCUGGGUGCUUUGACACUUCUCUCUCAGACCCCAGGUUUGGGCCAUCAUUCAUUGUCCUUUCCUAACAUACCUGCUCUGUCCACAGCUGGGAAGUGGACUGCUACUUCCAAACUGUCUCCCAGAAUCAUACCACACUGGCCACUUGAUCUGCAGGUAAAAAGGGGUGUUAUGAGCGCUGGUAGGUAUAAGGAUGAGCAAAGCAGACAUCAGAACUCACUGACUUAUCCAGGCACUUCUAGGGCAGUAGGAGCUAAGGAACUAACCAACUGCAUAGAGUAAUUCAUCUUUCCUGACCACAGGACAAGACUGAGGCUAUCUGGUUGUUAUGCCAGUGUGUGUGUGUAACAGCUCACAUCAGUACACAUGUGUACACACAUACACACACACACACACACACACACACACACACACACGACUCAUGCUCAUCAACCAAGUCUGUGCUGAGGGUGGCCAAGAGACAAUGGAAGCCCCCUGGUUACCGGGGGAGUGACUUGGAGCAUGAAGCUGGAAGCUUUUUCAGUGCUGGUCUAAGAAAUGGCAAGACUAUGUACUUGGUCUCAAGAGUGGUCCAGGGAGAUCCAGAACAUGAAGCUGCCAUGACUUCUCCUUGCUCUAUCCCAUCACCAUGUUGGGACACACAUGAUGCUGAGACAUUCGAUCCAGACCAAGCCUGGGCAGUUACUCCACCAGUGUGAGAUGGGAGCUUCUGCCAGGGCAAGUUAUGCUGUGCUUUGCUCAAAAGUAUGUGUUUUCAGCUCUAUGAAGCCACUUCGGAGUUCAAUUUCCUAACUUUUCUCUCAAGUGCAAGUCCAGGACCCUGGACACCAGAACUAACCCCCUCCCCCCUCAAAAAAAGACUUGCAGCAUCUACUAGGGUUUCUUUUACUGCCAUAGGCGAGAACACAUGACUCAGCUUAUCCACGUGUAAGGGCACCACUUAGGCAGGCCCAAAGGCAUGAGCUGCCAUCAUUACAGCCCCACAGCAAUUGUUUCUUUGCAUGCAACUUGCUGGACUAUGUGUUCUUGUUCCUAGAAAGAACCUAGUGGUCUCAGGACAUGGCUCCCAGAGCAGGUGAUUGUUGAGGGUGGGACAUCUUACAUGCCCUGGCACAGCACAGGUAGACAGCAAAGCUGUCUUCCUCACUGCCAUAGCACACAGUAACAUUAUCUACUCCUCUGGGGCCCAGAGAGCAUAUCUUCACUGCAGCAUGAGGGAAGACUGCCUACUAGCCUGAGAGAGAAAAGCAGGGGCCUCAAUACCAGACCUCCUCCCACAAGGCCCUCUGAAGAUCCAAAGUUACCAAGCCCCUCAACACAGCUACAACUGGAGGAUAGAGAUGGUCCUGUAGUCAGCUUCUUCCCAAGGUUCUGAGAGUCUGCAGUACCUGGCAUUCAAAGCCAAGUAGUGGAGCCUCCAUUCUGAAAUCUGACCUCGCUGGUCUGGAGAAACAAAAAGAACACUGGCAUUUCUCAUACUCUCCUCCAGAACCCCUAGUCCCCAUGUGGCUGGCAGUCUCUUGGUCUGAUGCUGUUCUUUUCUACUGCCUAUGAACAGCCCAGUUGCCACCAUCAUAGCUGAGUGAAAUGGAACACACACAAAUUCAUCAGGAGGUGACUGCAUAUGGGCCAGGGCAGGCUAGGGUGGUGUCUGAGAUUCCCCAUAUCAGGCAGUGGGUCAGAUGUUUCCCUGAGGACCCUGGACACAGUCUCCCAUUCAAAGGGCCAAGAUGAAAGAUUGAUGUAGACCCAGGCAAAGUCCAGGGUUAGCUGCCUGGGAGCACCUAGAAAACAGUGUUGCCUAUGAGCAUCUAGGAAACAAUGUAAGUGUCCACCUUCACAGGACCACCCAGCCUCAUGGAGAAGCUUCAUUAUCAACUGGCCACCUUGCCCAUGUGCUGGAGAUUGAACAGAACAGCUCAGAGUGGCGAGCCCAUAUAGGUUCUGGGCAGCAGAGGGCCAGAACUGCUAUCUCAGCUCCCACAGGUAAAAGCCUCAGCAGGAGAAGAUAAAAACUUCAGAAAGCAUUUGGUCCAGACCAGGCCUGGGCAGUUGUCCCAUCAGUGUGAGAUGGGAGCUUUUGCUCUAACAUAACUUGGACUCUGUAAAUGAAAACUGGGUCACUGCCUUGCUGGUCCUCACUGUCCUAGCACAGAACCUGAACAACCUUGGGCUCCCGAGGGACAGUCCUAGGCCCUCCCAUGUAGUUCCUCAGCAGCACCCAGAAGUAUGCCAGACAAGUGGUCUUCAUUGUGUCCCUUCUUACUCCCAGAGUUUCCUCACACAGCACCUUCCUUUAGUCAGUGUUAAGUUUAACUUUGAAAAUACACCCUUCCCUCUAGAUGAUAUAUCAUCUAGCAAGGAAAGGGUAGUAACAAUUAGAUCACAAAGACUUAGUGUCUCCAUACUGUCAGUUUAAAGUGUCUAUGGAAUUCAUUGUGGCAUCUGUGUACCCUCUCAACACAGAAACUGGUUGGACUCCAACUCUUCUGCACAAAACAGAUGUGCAUUUUCCUCAGUUUCUGAUUUGAACACACAGGUAGGGUGUUUGUCUCUGUUGCACGUUUUAUGCGAUACCAAUUAGCUUUUACUAAUCAUGGAUAAAUAGAAUUCAGUAUCUAUCUGUGAAUAAAAAAAAAAACCUGCAUAGCAUGCAAACCGAGACCCAGAGCCAUGUGCUAUUAGGUGAUAGACAUACAAGAGACAGGGACGGGUUCUCUCAGGUGAUGACAACCAGGAGAUGACAUUUUUUUUCUGGAGGGGAUACCCAGGAGACAGAGACACUCUGUUGUGGGCUGAUACCCAGGAGACAAAAAAGAUACAUUCUUAUCAGGGGAAGACACUCAGGAGACAAAGACAGGUUCUCUUAAGGUGUGACAGCCAGAAAAUAAGGAGAGGUUCUGUCAGGGGCAACACUCAGGGACAUGGGUUGGAGUGACAGAGAAGUUCUGUUGCAGGUGACACUCGGGACAUGUUCUGUUGGGGGUGACACUCAGGAACAUGCUCUCUGUGGGGGUGUUAUAUACAGGGACACAUUCUGUUGGAGGUGACAUUCAGGAGAAAGGUACAGGUUGCAGGAAGAACAAUAUAGAUGGGAAUGAAGGUAGGUAGGUAGGGUGUUUGAGAACACUGACUCUAGAAGAAUUCUUAUUUAUUUCUAUUUAAUGCUAUAAGAUAAGCAACUAGUUAGUGGGAAUGUUUUACCAAAAAUCAAAGUUCAAAUUACAUGUUUAAAUAUUGUUGAAAGUCUAUAUUUAUACUGGAGUAUUUUUACACCUUUCAGUAUCCUAUCUUACAUAGGGGCAUAGGGACAUUAUGACAGAUGGAGAGAGUUCUGAAAUGGGCUGCACAGCAGCCUCUGCCACUUUCCUGCAGUCUCUUCUAGGGAGAUGACAGGUGCCUGCCCUGGGCCAAGACUCAACCUUCCCACUCCCAGAGGCCCGGGGCUGCUCCAGUUCAUUUUAAUGAAUAGUUUUACUAGCACACAGCUGUACCAGGUGUUUACAAACUGUUCUGUAGCUGCUUUGGCAUUAGAACUGGCUGAGAGGAUUCAGACAAAUGCCAUGGCACAGACACUUAUGUAUGACAUUUGCCACCUGUCCCCUUUCAGAGAAAACUGCCUGUCUGUCUGCCUGGCUAUCUCUCCAUCUGCAGACUUGUAUACUACCUGGCUACAGCAUGGGCACAUUGGGAAAGCCCCGCCAACACCUUUUAAAAUGGCAAGGGUGACAAUUUAGCUGUACUGUGAAGACAGAAUAUCCUUCCAACACUGAGCCAAACUGCUCUUCUUCACCAACAUACUACUGACCAUUCUGAACUUUACAGUUCAGGGGUGUGGCCAUCUUGGGACGCUUAAAUUAUCUCUUCCUUUAGACCUCUUAAACUAAACCAAGCCAAACAACAAAGGAAGCCUGUACAACUUAAACUUGAAAGGAAUAAUAUGCUACUACUACUAGUUUGUACUAAGUUUUUUUCAAGAAAGGGAGUUAAGUUUAUAUAUAUAUAUAUGUGAUAUAUAUUUUUACACUAUUUUAUUAAUGUUAAGGAAUAUGGAGUAUAUCACUUUAUCAGUGUGAUGGGUAAUGUUGAUGUCAUGGGUGUUCUGACUCAGAAAGGCACUUAUGCUGACAUCUAAACCACACUUGCUCAGAAUGUCUGUCAGGUCAGGAUGGCCCUCCUGUCCCUCCUAUAGAGUGCAAGGCAUCUAGUCACCUGUUGGACAUAUCAUCAUGGCCUGGCUCGUAUUGCUUUAGUGAAACAGCUUGUGUCUAUCAACAUUUUGUUCAUUGUGUUUGCUGUUAUUAACAUUGUGUGUCAAGUUGGUAAAGUGAUGAAUAAAGGUGUUAAAAUGUG
Molecule: messenger RNA, 5288 nt
Organism: Peromyscus californicus insignis
Lineage: Eukaryota; Metazoa; Chordata; Mammalia; Rodentia; Cricetidae
Gene: Tppp
Product: tubulin polymerization promoting protein
Exons: 4
Coding region: 128-790 (220 amino acids)
Biological process (GO): microtubule polymerization; positive regulation of protein polymerization; microtubule bundle formation
Cellular component (GO): microtubule
Molecular function (GO): tubulin binding
Source: RefSeq, a predicted model, not a curated record